AUGUCUACGACGUUGUCUCAUCCAUCAUCAUGUCUUCUCCUUCUCCUCCUUCUCUUUUCCGAUCGUCCUUCCACCGGUGCAACCUCCGUCCCCGACGUAGCAAACGCGGCGGCGCGUGUGUUAAACAGAGCGAGGAUAGCAAAACAAUCAAGGAAGUUUCUACAUGCGCACAACAGAGCGCGUGAGUCUUCAGGCGUGCCACCUCUUGAAUGGGAUAAAGGCCUGGCCCGAUUCGCUCAUAAAUGGGCCAAACAAGUUAAGCCCGAUUGUAAUAUGAAACAUUCAGGUGGGCCAUACGGCGAGAAUAUAUUCUGGUACCGGGACGAGAAGACAUGGUCGCCGGAGAAAGUGGUGACGAAAUGGUUUGAGGAGAGGUUUAGCUACGACCGGAAAACAAACACGUGCACGUCGGGUAAAAUGUGCGGCCAUUACACGCAGAUCGUAUGGCGAGGCACGACAGCCGUUGGAUGUGCACGAGUAAAAUGUAAUAACAGUCGUGGGUAUCUCGUGGUGUGUGAGUAUGAUCCACGUGGGAAUUACGAAGGGGAAAGCCCUUUCGAUCAAACACAGCAAAUGAAAGACGUUAGAGAUUGA
Molecule: messenger RNA, 594 nt
Organism: Eutrema salsugineum
Lineage: Eukaryota; Viridiplantae; Streptophyta; Magnoliopsida; Brassicales; Brassicaceae
Product: pathogenesis-related protein 1
Exons: 1
Coding region: 1-594 (197 amino acids)
Cellular component (GO): extracellular region
Source: RefSeq, a predicted model, not a curated record